This is a messenger RNA of Populus nigra (black poplar), 841 nucleotides long. RefSeq lists its product as uncharacterized. NCBI's taxonomy places the organism in Eukaryota, Viridiplantae, Streptophyta, Magnoliopsida, Malpighiales, Salicaceae. Bases 216 to 578 code for a protein of 120 amino acids. The transcript has 4 exons. The record is from RefSeq and is a predicted model, not a curated record.
ACACCCAGUCCCCCUCCUAAAAUCAUCAUCAUCAUCUAUCCGUAAAAAUCAAAAUCAACGGCCAGGAUCUACACUCCUUCAAUAACUCCACCUGACCCCCCAUCCCUUGCUGCAUCUCCAAGCAAAGCCAGCAAAACACACCGCUACCAUUUCUCUCUCUCACCGCUUCUGCCUCUGGGCUGCAUUUCUUAAAUUAGUGUCACUCCCUGUCAACAAUGGCGACACGGAUUGGUUCUGCUGCCAGACGACUAGCAUUUCGAAGAUUCUCGAGCGGCGGAAAAGUUCUCAGCGAAGAGGAAAAGGCUGCAGAAAAUGUUUACAUCAAGAAAGCUGAGAAAGAAAAACUGGAGAAACUCGCACGCAAGGCGGAGACAACUGCCUCAGGCUCAGGCGGGGCAUCAACUGAUAUCAAAGCAAGUACUGCUGCUUCCCCAACACCACCUGGAGCAUCCACUGAAAAAGUAUCAACUGAUAAAUACCGGAAUUAUGCAGUUGUAGCUGGUACAGUUACAGUUUUUGGUGCUCUGGGAUGGUAUCUCAAAUCUGGUGGGAAGAAGCAAGAGGAAGUCCGGGAUUGAUGCCAUUGUGUUUUGUGAAGAAUGAAGGAGGCAUCACUUUUUAACUGCUACUACUGCUUUUGGAGUCAUAGUAGUAACUAGCAAUAUGCAUGAUUUUGCAUACGAUGUGCCUGGACUUUUCUUUUAAUCAUAAGAGCAACCGUGUAUGGUUUGCCAAUUCUUUUCUGCAUUUGACAAUGGCUUUAAAGAUCAGCUUUGUUUAACCUUUCCUGAGACCACUUGUCAAUAAACUUUCCUAGAAAUGACAAGAAUUAUUUGAGGAA